GUGCUCAGUCCAGCGCAUCGCCCACUGUGCAGCGAGUACGGGUUCUGGGACUGCCACCAAACACACGCGUGCUCUGCCCCCCCAGCGUUCCUUGUCCCUACUCUGCUGGUGCCCGCCCAAGUGUAUACACGGGCCGCACAGCCUUUCUUUUCCUCUCUCCCCUUCCGAUUGAAUUUCAUCUUUUCUCGAUACCUUCUUUCUCUCUUGUCAUCUUAUCCUUCUUCUUGCAUUCGGUCUUUUCAAUAACAUUCCCGCACUGGGGAAUACCGAGUUGCACAUUCGUUUAAUCUUAUCCUCACGCUCGCUUUUGCUCUUGUCUGUGUUCCCGACGUUUCUGGUUCUUGCUACGGUCACUCGACAAACCCCUCGAACACUACGAGAACACAAGCGACUGGUGAAUCUCUACACGGGAAUCUACUAUCCUGCCAGUGAUCUGGCAACUCGCCCAUCAUGGCAUUCAACACCGCGUCGAGUGCUGGAGGUACGGGAUCUCAGCAACAAAACUCGCUGCCGUCGUUGCCUGCCCAUCUCCAAUCAGACACCCAUAUCACCGCACACCUUGCUUCUCGGUUCCAUGUUUCUCAGCCCACUGCUAGCCUUUCAUCUCAUGGCCUAAUUAGCAUCAACAACUACACCUCUUCCUCGAAAGGCCCCGAUGGAGGCAAGGAAGGAAGCGCCAUGGCCGGCGCAGAGGACAUGGCUGACCGUGCCUGGAUCCGUCUUGGCCAUCGCUCUGAGAAUCAAGCUAUUGUGUUUCUCGGAGAAUCUGGUUCAGGCAAAUCGACAAUUCGCUCGCACCUUUUGACGGCACUGCUGAACAAGACAUCCUCCCCUCUUUCUAACAAACUGUCUUUGGCAGCCUACGUUUUCGAUACUCUAACUACGACGAAGACCGCUACCACCCCAACUGCUUCGAAGUCUGGUCUCUUUUACGAGUUGCAAUAUGACACGUCCUCCACGACAAACCCCGUUCUUCUCGGUGGUAAGCUGCUCGACCAUCGUCUUGAACGAAGUCGUGUUUCAGAUGUCCCCUCAGGCGAGAGAAACUUCCACAUUCUCUACUAUCUUCUUGCUGGCACCAGUGAUGCCGAACAAACCCAUUUGGGCUUAGAUGCCGGUACAAACGGCUCAAAGAGAUGGAAGUAUCUCGGCCAUCCUACUCAGCUCAAAGUCGGCAUCAAUGAUGCAGAAGGCUUCCAGCUUUUCAAGACAGCCCUAAAGAAGCUAGAAUUCCCUAGAGCCGAUAUUGCAGAAAUCUGCCAGAUUUUGGCCGUUAUCUUGCAUAUUGGUCAGCUCGAGUUCGAAACAACGAGCGAAACUAGCGCAAUGGGCGGCGAUUCUGGCGGCUUCUCACACGAAGGAGCCAAUACCUUUACUGGCGUGAAGAACAAGGACACUCUUGCCAUUAUUGCAGCUUUCUUGGGAGUCAGCGCAGGUGAUUUGCAAACUACACUUGGUUACAAGACUAAGAUGCUGCAAAAGGAGCGAGUCACAGUAAUGCUUGAUCCUGCUGGAGCACGCGAACAUGCUGAUGAGCUGGCUCGUACACUCUAUGCCCUGCUCGUGGCCUGGAUUCUGGAAUCUGCCAAUGCCAGAAUCUGCGCUCCUGAAGAAAGCAUUGCAAACACUGUCUCUAUUUUGGAUUUCCCUGGUUUUGCUCAUCAGUCUACGACUGGUAUGGCUCUAGACCAGUUGCUGAACAACACAGCUACGGAGGCUAUCUACAACCUUACCUUACACAACUUCUUCGACCGUACAGCUGACAUGCUCGAGUCUGAAGAGGUCAGUGUUCCCCCAACGAGCUUCUUUGACAACUCCGACGCUGUCAAAGGUCUUUUGAAGUCUGGAAACGGCCUCCUUAGUAUCUUGGAUGAUCAAACUCGCCGAAACAAAACCGACAUGCAGCUUCUUGAGAGCUUGCGAAAACGUUUUGAUGGAAAGAACGCUGCUAUUGACGUUGGCUCGUCCACUGCUAAACUCCCCGGAAGCAACUUUUUAACUGAAAACACGGCCGCUACAUUUACAGUGAAGCACUUUGCCGGUGAAGUUGACUAUCCUGUCAAGGGCCUUAUCGAAGAGAAUGGCGAAAUUAUCUCUGGUGAUCUGCUCAACAUGCUCAACGGCACCAAGAGUGACUUCGUCGGUCGCCUCCUUGGCCAAGAUGUUUUGCAAACUGUGCCACACCCACACGAGAAGACUACAGUUAUGCAAGCCUCCGUUUCAUCGAAGCCUAUGCGAGCACCUAGCGUAAUGUCGCGCAAGACGAGCCGUGCCCGACCGACCACUGCUCAUCGUCGUCAACAGCAAGAGGCCCUUGAUCGCCUUGAGCAGCUAAAUGAUGCCCAAAAGCGACCGAGCAAGAACGGAAUUGACCAAGGCGCAUCUGGUCAAUUCCUCGCCUCCCUUGACAAUGUGCAAAAAGCUGUCAUGGACCCCACGACAAACGUGUACUUUGUGUUUUGUCUGAAACCCAACGAUCGCCGUAUUGCCAAUCAGUUCGACAGCAAAUGCGUGCGAACGCAAGUCCAAACUUUCGGUAUUGCAGAAAUCAGCCAGAGGCUUCGAUCUGCAGACUUCAGCCUUUUCCUUCCAUUCGGCGAAUUCCUUGGCAUGGCUGACACCGAUGCCAUGAUAGUCGGUAGCGAACGUGAGAGAGCGGAGAUUGUUAUCGAGGAGAAGCGCUGGCCAAGCAACGAAGUUCAAGUAGGUGCGACGGGCGUCUUCUUGAGUGAGCGAUGCUGGUUAGAAAUUGCACAGCUCAGUGGACCUGGCGCUGGCUUCUUCGGUAUGAGAUCAGCAUCGGGAGAGCUCAUGAGCCCCACGCAGGAUGUUGCUGGUUCUGGAGGCAACACGCCGCUCAUGUACGGCGAGAAACGACGAUCUGGCUAUUUCGCUGAUGACGCACGAUCCGAAGCUGGUGUCUCUGCUAUUGGUGGUGGAGAUAUGUUUAAGAACUUUGACACUCGAGAGCAAAUGGCAGAGCGUGGCAACGAAAAGGCCUUGGUAGAAGUUGAGGAAUAUAAGGACAGUUCAAGCCGCAAGCGCUGGAUGGCCAUUGUCUACCUUUUGACAUGGUUUAUCCCCGACUUUCUCAUCAAGUGGAUUGGAAGGAAGCCCCGCAAAGAUGUUCGCAUUGCUUGGCGAGAGAAGCUUGCAAUCAACUUCAUCAUCUGGUUUCUCUGUUUGGUCUCUGCUUUCUUCAUCGUCGGCUUCCCGAUGCUUAUUUGUCCCAAGCAGUAUGUUUUUAGCGCUGCAGAAGUCUCGUCUUACAACAACAAGGACGGCUCCGGCCCCGCCUAUGUAUCGGUUCGUGGCUAUGUUUUUGAUCUCGGCGACUUUGCGAGGAACCACCCACCUCCUUUUCUCGACAAGAAGUAUUUACUGAAUUACGCUGGUACCGAUGUCAGCCAUCUUUUCCCUGUUCAAGUAUCUGCACUUUGCCAAGGCGUAAACGGCAAGGUCAGUGAGUAUGUCACUAUGGAUGUGAAAGAUACCAACACGACCGGCCAACCCUUGGUAUACAACGACGACAACUACAAGUUCCAUGAUUUCCGCUACAGCAGCGAUCUGUACCAGCCCGAUUGGUAUUAUGAGAGAAUGAAGCUGAUGAGGGGCAAGUACCUCAAAGGUAGAAUUGGUUAUUCUCCACAACUCGUCAAUACUCUUGGAGGAAAGCAACAGACAAUUGCUACCAUUGAUGGAAAGGUCUACGAUCUCACCAAAUACGUCACUGGUGGAUUUAAGCCCAAAGCACCCCCCGGCGAGGAACUUCCUGACGUUGAUCCUGCCACAAUCACCACGUUCAUGCACGACGAUGUCAAGCAGCUCUUCUUGAGAAACACGGGUUCCGAUAUCUCCCACUUAUGGCAAACUCUGACACUGUCAAAAGAGGUCAAGCAGAGUCAAAUGACGUGCUUGAAUAACCUCUUUUACGUUGGUGAUGUCGACACUCGAAACUCGACUAAAUGCCAAUUUGCGGAAUACUUGAUUCUUGCUGUUUCAAUCUUGCUUGCCUCUGUCAUCGCGUUCAAGUUCUUUGCAGCUUUGCAAUUUGGCGGCAAAAAUGUCCCAGAGAAUCUCGACAAAUUUGUUAUCUGCCAAAUUCCAGCCUACACAGAAGAUGAAGAGUCCUUGCGUCGCGCCAUUGACUCUGCAGCCCGAAUGCGCUACGACGAUAAGCGUAAACUGCUCGUCGUUAUUUGCGAUGGUAUGAUUAUCGGUCAAGGCAACGACAGACCUACUCCUCGUAUUGUGCUCGACAUCCUCGGAGUUUCGGAGUCCGUCGAUCCGGAGCCCCUCAGCUUCGAGUCACUGGGAGAAGGUCUUAAACAGCAUAACAUGGGCAAGGUUUACUCUGGACUUUACGAGGUUCAGGGACACAUUGUUCCUUUCAUGGUGGUUGUUAAGGUUGGCAAGCCUUCCGAGGUUGCCCGCCCUGGUAACCGUGGCAAGCGUGAUUCCCAAAUGGUCAUCAUGCGCUUCUUGAACCGCGUUCAUUACAACCUCGCAAUGAGCCCCUUGGAGCUGGAAAUGUAUCACCAGAUUCGCAAUAUUAUUGGUGUGAACCCGACUUUCUAUGAAUUCAUGCUGCAAAUUGAUGCCGAUACGGUUGUUGCAGCUGAUUCCGCCAGCCGCAUGGUCUCAGCCUUCAUCGACGAUACAAGACUCAUUGCCGUUUGUGGUGAGACUGCUCUUACGAAUGCCCGAUCGUCUUUCAUUACUAUGAUUCAGGUGUACGAAUACUACAUCUCACACAACUUGUCUAAAGCCUUCGAGAGUUUAUUCGGGUCUGUUACUUGCUUGCCUGGCUGUUUCUCCAUGUACAGAAUCCGUGCCGCUGAGACCGGAAAGCCACUAUUUGUCAGCCGAGAGGUUGUUGACGCAUACUCUACAAUUCGUGUUGAUACGCUGCACAUGAAGAACUUGCUGCACCUCGGUGAAGAUCGAUACUUGACAACCUUGUUGCUCAAGUUUCACUCGAAGUACAAGACCAAGUAUAUCUUUUCUGCGCACGCCUGGACUAUUGCCCCUGAUUCCUGGAAGGUUUUCCUCUCACAACGACGACGAUGGAUCAACUCUACUGUUCACAACCUCAUCGAGCUUAUCCCAAUGGCACAACUCUGUGGCUUCUGCUGCUUUAGUAUGCGAUUUGUGGUCUUCAUCGAUCUUCUCAGUACCAUUGUGCAGCCUGUCACCAUUGCUUACAUCGUCUACCUGAUUGUUCUUGUUGCAAGAAAUGCGACCGUGGUACCAAUUACCGCUUUCGUAUUGCUCGGCGCAAUCUAUGGUCUACAGGCCAUCAUUUUCAUUCUGCGACGCAAGUGGGAAAUGGUUGGCUGGAUGAUUCUGUAUAUCCUUGCCAUGCCGGUCUUUACUUUUGGACUACCUCUUUACGCCUUCUGGAACAUGGACGAUUUUGCCUGGGGCAACACCCGUGUUGUCGCUGGUGAAAAGGGUAAGAAGGUUGUUGUUUCUGACGAGGGUAAAUUCGACCCUGAAUCUAUUCCUCGCAAGAAGUGGGAAGACUACCAGGCCGAGCUCUGGGAGACGCAGACUUCUCGUGAUGACACCAGAUCCGAGAUUUCCGGUUACAGUUACGCAACCAAGGCUCAAGGACAUGUUUCUGAAUAUGGUAUCUCCAGCCGCGCUGACUCUACCACCGGCCUUGUCCCACCAAUGCCUGUCAUGCUCCCUGAUUCUCGAAACCUCUCUCGCAUGUCUCUCGCACCAUCUGAGGGUGUCGUCAACCGUAUGAGCUCAUAUGGAGGCUCACAAUUCUUCACUCCUGAGGAUAUGGUUGGUCUUCCCAGCGACGACGCUCUGUUGGCCGAGAUUCGUGAAAUUCUGAAGACAGCAGACUUGAUGACCGUUACCAAGAAGGGCAUCAAGCAAGAGCUGGAGAGACGUUUUGAUGUGCCAUUGGACGCAAAGAGACAAUAUAUCAACAGCGCAACUGAAGCGAUUCUGUCUGGUCAACUUUAGUUGACACAUGUUCACAAAAACUCUUGACGCGCCCAAGGAGCGUGGCAUACAGUUUAAUUUCUCCAGUAUGGUAUCGUAUCGUGUAAAUACAUCUUGGUAUGCCGAUACUAUCUGGAUGCCUCUCUUUCACCAUUCUUUACUUCAGCUUCCGCCUGAGAAUUAUUAUCUGGGCAUUCACACAAUAUUCUUUAACUUUGUUCUUGUUUUUUUUUUGGUUAUGGUCUUUUUGAAGGCGCAAGACAGAUCGGCUGACGAGGAGCCAUUAGUUCUUGUUAUAUCAGGGCUGUCUAGAGGAAUAUAUUUGGUGUUUUGAUUUAUUUGAUUUGCAAGAAUUGUUUGUACUCGUUGCAUUAGUUAUGGAAAAAAAUUGACCUAAUCUCUAACGCCGCCGUCUCUUUACUGUUGUCUAUCGUGUCAGGAUUGAGAGCUAAACUUCCAACUUCUGCAUCAACUUUGUGAUUCCACCUUUGCUCCAGACAGAGACCCUCGCUUGGUCGCACGUCUCCCAGACUUGCUUCAUCAAAGCACUAUAUACGGCAGCGUCUUCUGGGGAACCACAUGCCACGCGCUCGGAGUCUAACCAACUUAAAAGGCCGAAUCUAGUGACCAAAGUAGUGCUUCCACUUUCAAUCAAGGUUGAGCGGUAUACAAUUCGAAGGAUUCUGGUUCGAAGGUUGGCCCGCAUGUAUGGGUUGCUGCCUAGAGCUAAGAUCUUCUCGAACCAGCGUUUCUUGUGGAAGACACCUAAGUCAUACGGAGAUCUGAGCCCGUCCAAUAAGUAUGUUAACAGCCAGGUAGCCUCGGUGUAGUAUUUGUCGUCCUCUGAAGGCUCUCCGUGCAAGAUGUCAUGUGCCAUCGGUAGCUUCUCUAGAGGCCAGACAGGGCUUCGAGUGAGGUAAGUGUUGACUUUGGGAUAGAGAGGAUGUAAGGGGUUCUUGAGGAUCUCAAGGGCGUGGGUUGCAAAUGCAACAAAGAAAGAAGGUACAGGCCCGGAAUCGAUUUGAACCUUGGACGAUUCGGCUAGCUCAGACAGCAGUAGCCACACUUGUUUCUUUUCCUCGUAAGACGAUUCAUCGAUCUUCGCAGCCAUUUUGAGAAUAUUGGUCAACGCCUCUUUGCGUAUGUGAGUAUGUUCAGAGGAGAGGAGGCGGAUCAGUUUUGCAACCCAGUUAUCUUCAACCAAGUCGUCGACGGUCUUGGUCGCCCAUUUCAGAAGCGUUGAGCCGUCUUCUUCAGUGUCGAAUGGCACAUGUAACAUUUCCUUCAGCCUUUCAGCAGUAACCAUGACAGUGGAAUCAGCCACGUCGUCCUGAAUAUGCUGAUCGGCUGAGCUGUCGUCGACGCCACAAUCAGCAAGUUGGCUGAUUAUUUUGGCAUCUCCAAACUUUUUGCAUGUGGUGCUCUUCACUUCGGGAAGAUGACCCAGUAACUGUUUGAAAAUGAUUAGGAGUGUCAACUCGUCUUCUCCUGCAACCUGCAAAGCUGUAAAGUACAACGAAGCAAAUGUUGCCAAAUGCUUCUGCGUAGAAGCCGAGGCUGUUUUGGCAACAAAUGGUAUUUGCUCCAGCAGACACAUGACGAAUAGAGAGAGACCUUCAUUAUCUGGUAACUUUUCGUCUUUGAUAACAGAGUCCAAAGAGUCAAGAUACUUGAUGGGGGAGGUGGCACAACGACUAAUACAAUUGUCCAUGUAUGACCAAAGUACUUCAGUGGCAUCAGCAUCGCUUUUUGCUGCUGCAUAACGCAGCGCGCGUAUCAAUGGCACUAAUUUAGACUUGGCAGAUACUAGCUGGUUUUCGAUGGCAACAUCUGAUAAGACGGCUCUUAGCUGUAGCAAUGGCAUGUUUUCACUGCUGUUGCACAGAAGUCGCAACAUGGCCGUGUAUGUUGAGCAGGCCGCACUUGCAUGAAGGCCAUCGACCUUGACAAACCAUCGCAUACCCGGUGAAUAACUGGCAAUGGACACUAGGUUUUCAAGCUCCAUUCCGGCAAAUGCCCGUGCCUCAGCCUCGACUGUUUCAUCCUGAAUAAUUGAGAGAACAGUGGGGAAGAAAGGCGAGACGUCGAAAUUAGCGCUCAGAGCAAUCUGAGGUACUGUUUCAUAGUAAAGGCGAAGCAGCCGGCUAGCAAUAGUGCGAUGGAUGGAGCUUUCUUUGGGGAUUGCUUUAUAGCAGCGCACAACCUCCUUCAUGUCCGGCAUACGCUGGCAGAAAGCGUCUGUAAGCUUUCUGGAAGCAGUGUUCCAGACAGCGGACUUGGUCGUAUGGGGUUUGCUGAGCACCUUCAGAGCCUUGGAAAGCUUCUCCAAAGCCAAUACCAGUAUUCUCAUAGCAAACAUAGAUGUUAAGUUUGAGGACGGGGUGAGACAACGGAUCAAGACUUUUUGGUUUAUGGGUUGGGGGAUGAUAUUGUCGAGAAGGAUGGGUGUUGGAGGUGGGAUGAUGGUAUAGAGAGAUGAGUCGCCAAACGAAGCAGGGAGAGGGAUGCUCAUAGUGUUAAAGAGGAAGGCAGCAUAACCGAUCCAUGUCAUUGUAAGUUUGGGUUCGAAAGUAAAGGCGCGGUUGUUGAAGAAGUAGUCGGCAAUGAGCUCGGGAGCUGCCUUGAAGAUAGCGAUGAGGAGUUCGUUAUGUUUCAAGCUUGACCAAGGGCGAAGUUUACUUGCGACUUCUGAAAGGACAAAGUUAUAUACAGGAACGCUCUUUCGGAAGCGGUCUCCCCAGAAGUCGGCGUCGAUGUUCUCCGGACGCCCAAGCGAGGCAAUGGUAAGCGGUUCGUCCUCGGUGUCCUUGGGGUAUAGUCCGUGGCAAGGGUAUAGGAUACCGGCAGUGGUAUUUGUACAUAUGCUGACCAUAAAUUCGUGGGCUUUUUCGGGUACUAGUGCAACAUCCUGGGCGUCUGCGUGUGGGUGGUUGUAAGAGUAAAGAGCAAGGAAACGCAUCAGAAUCUUGGUGUUGAAGUUUCGGAACUUGGCAUCUCUCGAAAUCCCUGUAUCCAUAAACACGUUUGAUUUUAAGCUUUCCAAUAUUUCGAAGAUGACAUGAGGAGGAUCAUUCUUCAUGGUGAAUGUGAGGUGCGACAUAAGCUCGCGCUGCGAGACGAGUUCCUUCUUUGCGUCGGAAUUGAGGUACUUGAAGCAGCUCAGAAGAAAGCGCACCGCAUUAGUUCGAACAGAAGCUCGACGGAAGUCUUCUGGGCUGUCACUGUUGGGUCCAAUCUCGAGGUUUCUACCGAGGGAUGCGCAUGUCGAUAGUCUUGCUCGGAAGAUCUUCUUGGCGCAGGCGCCGCCAUCUAAGCAAACGGCUUCUCGGAGAAGGCGGAGGGUGGGUGAUAUAAUAAAGCCUUUGCCCUUUUCGGCCGAUAGGUUUCUCGAAAUCGACUUUAGCUGUCGCUCUUGCACAAGGGUUUGGCAGAUGCCGAGGCCGUGGGACACCAGCUCGAGCGACUGCGAAACAACCUGCAGCACGAGAGCUAACACAACGGCUGCUGACGACAUGACUCCGUCAUCACCAAUCUGGGCAGCAAAUGACCAAGUUUCCAUAAUAUCAGCGAGAAAUACAGCAUCCUCGCCAGUGUCUCGAGGCUUAACGGCGGAAAGAUAUUGUCGAAGAAUGGCGAUCUUUGCGUGACUGUCGUCGUCCGAAUUGGCUGCGGAAUCGAGUAGGUUUUUGAAAGAUUGGAG
[Torrubiella] hemipterigena is the source of this 9661-nucleotide messenger RNA. NCBI's taxonomy places the organism in Eukaryota, Fungi, Ascomycota, Sordariomycetes, Hypocreales, Clavicipitaceae. The record is from the annotation of a GenBank genome assembly.